Vespa velutina is the source of this 784-nucleotide messenger RNA. RefSeq lists its product as uncharacterized. Gene Ontology annotation, molecular function: odorant binding; olfactory receptor activity. Lineage: Eukaryota; Metazoa; Arthropoda; Insecta; Hymenoptera; Vespidae. The record is from RefSeq and is a predicted model, not a curated record. The transcript is spliced from 6 exons. The coding region runs from base 20 to 616 and encodes 198 amino acids. Gene Ontology annotation, cellular component: plasma membrane. Gene Ontology annotation, biological process: detection of chemical stimulus involved in sensory perception of smell; sensory perception of smell.
AGGAAUUGCUAACUAUACCAUGUUUAUAGCAAUUGUACAGCAUGCAUGUGCACUUCUUACAAUCGUGAAGUGGAAAGCAAUUGAAAGAUUUAUAGACAAUCGACACAAUUUUUAUUAUACGAUUACUAGUCGUGAAUUAAUCGAGGAAAGACAAUGGAUAAUCGAUAUCAUAAAAUUCUAUAAUAAAGCAAUCGAAUUUAUCGAUUUAUUGAAAUUAUUUUACGAGACAAUUCAUCUGCUCCAAGAAUUAUUCGGAUUUAUAUUUUUUUUGAUAGAUUAUUUUUACUUAUUUCAGUUACUUUCUCUAAGUUUUAAUAAAACCGAAGGUUUAACAAAGUUCUUAUAUAUUAUUGGAUCUCUUUUCGUAAUAUAUGUUUACUUUUAUCUCGGACAAAAUGUAAUAAAUCACACCUCCAACGUAUUUACAAUAUUCUGUCAAAUUCCAUUUUAUUCGUUAUCUUUGAAGACGCAAAAUUUGUUACUCUUUUUAAUAAUGAGAAGUAUGAGGCCAUGCAGUUUAUCGGUAAUGGGUGCUAUUGUUGUAUCCCAUGAUCUUUUUGCAACGUUUAUGCGUAAGUCAUUUUCUAUCGCUAUGGUAUUGUAUAGCUUGCAAUGAUUUUGAUAAUGAAAAAUUUAAUAUGAUCGUUUGUGGUUAUGGAUAAUGUCAUUUAAAUGGAUUAUUAUUAAUUGUCUUUCCUUUUAUUCUGCUACCUUUUUUUCUUUUUUUUUCUUUUUAUCAAUUAUUACUUAUACCAAUAAACGCAAUUUUUGAAUGCUUCAUGCA